AUGCGGUUGCCCAGCAACAGCUCCUUUGAUGUACUAACAUUCUACUGGCAGGACUGCUACUUACAGUGGACAAUUCAGGCUUGUUUUGAUCUACCUCCUGAGGUGAUUUCUACCAGGAACCCAGUUACAUGCAACAAAAGGGCAGCUGACCCAGUCCAUCCUGACUUUGCUGGUUUGUUGGUGAAAAACAAGAAUCUUUUAGCUGAGCUAAGAAAUCUUCAAAGCAAACUUCUCAUAAAGGAAAGUAUGUUGCAAGAGAUGAAGAGUGAGUUAGAAAGUUAUAAAGAAAAUAACACCCAACAGUCAUUCCAGAUAAUGUCCCUGAGAGAUGAUAUCCAGGACCUACAGGAACUCAUUGCUUCUCUAACCAGAAUGAAGUCUUUGAAAAACACCAACAUUGAAAGUCUUGAAAGAGGCAACUGGGAACUAACUGAACAAGUUACAGCACUAGAAAACCUUCUAAAAGUACAUCUGGUUGAAAGAGAAAAAGCAGAGCGAAAAGCUGAUCUUUUGGAGAAAAUGUUGUCAGGCACUAGCAGAUUCCCUUCUUAUAUGACUAUGAAAGGACAAGAAAAUUUAUUGGAUGUUUUCCCAGUGAAGGACAAGACAGAAGCUUUCAUGGCCAACAACUUUGAGAGAGACAUUUUUCAUACUGAAGAACCAAAUCACAAGCAGAAAAUUUGGGAUGGAUGUCAACAAGAUUUGAUACAAGAGGAUAAACAAGCACCAGAGUUAGACAGACAGCCAUAUUCAUGCGGAUGGGAAACUGAAACCGCACAAUCUCAAUAUCAGAAUUUCCUCAGUCAAUUGUCUACUCUUCUGAGUGAUAGCAUUGUUCCCAUACCAGCCACAGAGGAAGCUGUGAAAGAAAAGAUACUGGAAAUCAGUGAAAAUGAACUCUCUUGGAAAUCUAGAACAGAAGGCCUACAGCAGGAAAUUCAGAUGCUCACUAAGCAAUUGGAACAGCUGCAUCAGAUUUACGAAGAAACUGCUCAAGAAUCACCUCAGGGUGGAGAAAAUUAUAGGGAACAAAAAAAACCCUUGAAACGUCUAGAUGGAAACAUUGGUUUCAAUGACUUUUUUCAAAGGAAAUCAGACUUGGACAGGAAUAAAGAAAACUUCAGAACUCCGAAUUCUCAAGUUGAUAAGCAUAACAAGAAGUUCAAACAAUUAGAAAUGUUGUUGAAUAUUCAGCAAAAUUUACAGAUUAUUACAACGCCAAUAUUGGAGGAGAAAAUUCAGAAACUUCAGAAACAGCUCAGUGAUUUGAAAUUAUCAAAUAAAAAUAUGAAAACUCAACUGACAAAAAUAAAUGUCCUUAAAGACAAAACAAUUAUGAAGCUCAGGAAAUCUUUAACAAAAGCUGAAACAAUGAAGGAGAAGGUAGUUAUGAAUAUAGAUGAUUUGAAAACUACAUCCGACUCUGCAGAGCAAGAGGCAAGAUCAGACAAAGAGAAGGCCCGUCAGAUGUUAGACACUGUCAUUCCUGAGCUCUCCAUAGCCAAGAACACGCUUGAAGUGUCAGGACAAGAACAAGAGCUUGGUGACUUUCGAGAAACUAUUUUGAAGAUGUUGGGAUUUGACAUGAAAACAGCAGACAAAGAAAUCAUCAAUCAGUUAAAGCUUAUUAUACAAGUUUAUGAAAUAUCUAACAAAUCAAAGAUUGCUUCUGAUUGUGAGACUGGACAAGAUAAUGAAUAA
Molecule: messenger RNA, 1701 nt
Organism: Marmota flaviventris (yellow-bellied marmot)
Lineage: Eukaryota; Metazoa; Chordata; Mammalia; Rodentia; Sciuridae
Source: RefSeq, a predicted model, not a curated record